CCGCGCCGCCUCCUGCUCUCCCCUCUCGUGCGCCUCUCUCCUCCCACCUACAUCGCCAAUGGCGCCACCCCUCCUCUCCUCUGCGCCGCCGCCGCUGUCGCUAGUCCUCCUUCCCUUGCACGGCGCCCGCACGGCCUUGCUAUGCCGCUGCCGCUCGCCCUAGCCGCCACAGUCUCCUCCCGGGUCCCCGCUUCGUCCCUCUUCUCUGAGAUCCGGACGCCGUCGUCGCCCAUCCUCUCAUCCCCGCCCUGCCCCAUGCCGCACUUCUCCUCCCUGCUUCGCCCCACCCCGCCCGCUGAGCAGAUGCUGCCGCUUGUGCCGCUGCUCCACCGAGGAGCGCGUGGACUACGACGCUCGUAUCUCCCACGCCGGCGCUUCCCCGCCGAGCUCGCGUGUUACGUCGUCGGGGAGGGGAAGCUGGCCUUGCUCUUCCUGGAGGAGCGCGUAAUCGAUGGGAGGAGGCCGGGCGGGGCGACGGGAGGAGGUCAGGUAGAGCACCAUCGCCACCGGUUGGCGCGUCGACGGGAGGAGGCAAGGCGGUGCGCGCCGUUGCCACCAGCUGCGCCCUGCUCGGCCAAGGAGCGCCAGCCACAGGCGCUCGAUGCAGCGCUCCCUCGUCACUCCCCCUUUUGCGUCCGAUCUGCAGGUCAUUUUGGGCUCGGACGUUGUUGUCCGCUAGCUUGGCCUGCAAGAUGCUCCCCUAAUCUGAGUUCAAGGUACACCAAUGAUACAAAACACCUGAACGAAAAAAGUUCUUCCAUUUGCAGCGAAGCUUCUGUAGAUAUUAUCUCUAUUUCUAUGUGUGGACCCUGUUGUUUUGAAGCAAAUUUCACCAUUAAUUUUUACAUUGUUACCAUUAUUAGAUGGUUGUUCGUGACACAAUUGAUCUAAAACAGUUGCUGUAAUUGGAAGAAUUAGUUUCUUCUAUUGAAAUUUAUGAUACAGUUGAGUGUGAAGACUUGUUGAUGCAUCGCUAUGUGAUACCAAAGUUGUUAUCUCAGAAGAUUGUUUUAUCAACACGUCAUUCACUACAGCUACAAC
Molecule: messenger RNA, 1041 nt
Organism: Triticum dicoccoides
Lineage: Eukaryota; Viridiplantae; Streptophyta; Magnoliopsida; Poales; Poaceae
Exons: 2
Coding region: 142-891 (249 amino acids)
Source: RefSeq, a predicted model, not a curated record